This is a messenger RNA of Penicillium verhagenii, 960 nucleotides long. Its product is annotated as sulfurtransferase. Gene Ontology annotation, cellular component: mitochondrion. The transcript has a single exon. Gene Ontology annotation, biological process: transsulfuration. Gene Ontology annotation, molecular function: thiosulfate-cyanide sulfurtransferase activity. The coding region runs from base 1 to 960 and encodes 319 amino acids. The record is from RefSeq and is a predicted model, not a curated record. Lineage: Eukaryota; Fungi; Ascomycota; Eurotiomycetes; Eurotiales; Aspergillaceae.
AUGACCGCGCCUUCAAACCCCUUCACCUCAUUAUUCGUCCAUCCAGUCGAGUUUCAAGAUGCCCUCUCAAAUACCCAAGCGACGGCUCGCAUCAUCCCCGUAGCCGCCGGCCGAACCGCAACACUAGCCUCAUAUGAAACCAGACACAUUCCAAACUCCAUGUACGUGCGCCGAUCUUCACCAAAAAACACAUUCACCGUGCCCCUAACAAAUUCAAGCUUUUUCAACAUGGAUUCCAUCAGCGAUACUAGUUCCAAGUACCCGGUAAUGAUGCCGACCGCUGCCCAUUUCGCCAACUGCAUGAGCGAUCUCGGCAUCCAGCCGCAAGAUAUCAUUGUUGUCUACGACACGUACGAAAUCGGCCUUUAUUCUUCACCGCGUGUUGCGUGGACGUUUCUUCAUUUCGGGUACAAGAAUGUUCAUGUUUUGAACAAUUUCCCCGCAUAUAUUUCGCACAAUGGUCCGCUUGCCAGUGGUCCACUGCGAGGACUUUCGAGCGUGUUAUCUGACUCUGCGACAUGCUCUCUCUCACAAAACAUUGAUCCGGAGGAAAUCAUCUCGUAUGAGGAGCUACGAGAUGUGAUUCUUGCGAAGCCCAGCGAAAAAUCUUACCAAAUCCUUGAUGCGCGGCCAUUUAACCAAUUCUCUGGUCUUGACAAGGCUGCAUAUGCUUCUUUGAGGCCGGGGCAUAUGCCAAGUGCGCUCAGCAUUCCGCUGGCCUAUAUUUUGGAUGGGGAUAAACGUCUACUUCCAGAGGAUGAACUUCGGGCGCUUUUUACACAGGCUGGGGUGGAUGAGCAUAUGCCUGCUGUGUUAACGUGUAACUCUGGAGUGACUGCUUCGGCGUUGGGACUGGCGCUACGCGUAUGCGGCUACGAAGUGAAGAUGAGGCUUUAUGAUGGCAGUUGGAUGGAAUGGGCCGAUAGGGUGACCGAAGAUGGUUUGAUAGUGACUAACUAA